Molecule: messenger RNA, 5674 nt
Organism: Plectropomus leopardus (leopard coralgrouper)
Lineage: Eukaryota; Metazoa; Chordata; Actinopteri; Perciformes; Serranidae
Cellular component (GO): actin cytoskeleton
Molecular function (GO): actin filament binding
Source: RefSeq, a predicted model, not a curated record
UCAACCGCUUCAUUCAAAGCCGAGUACCGGAGGGCGGAGAGCGGACUGUGUUUGGAUUAUUCACCGACAGAGGACUGAAACAUGUCGGGGGAAAAGGCGACGAGUCCUUGUAACAAAUUUCAAGCAAACAUUUUUAACAAAAGUAAAUGUCAGAACUGCUUCAAGUCCCGUGAGCUGCAUUUGUUAAACGACCAUGACAUGGAGCAGGCAAAACCCAUCUAUGGAGGCUGGCUGUGUUUGGCUCCAGUGGGGACAGAUUUUGACAAUCCCAUGCAGCGGUCAAGGAAAUGGCAGCGGCGCUUCUUUAUCCUCUAUGAAGACGGCAGCUUGAGCUUCGCCCUCGAUGAACUUCCGAGCACUUUGCCACAAGGGACGGUGAACAUGAAUCUGUGUACGGACAUCAGUGAUGCAGAGCCCAGGACAGGCCAGAGAAAUGCCCUCUGCAUCGUCACGUCAGAGCAGGAAAUAUUCAUCCGUGCUGACAAUAAAGAGAUUAUUAAUGGGUGGAGUGAACAGCUUGCUGUCUAUCUACGGACUAAUAAGCAGAAUCAGAAGAAAAAACGCAAAGUGGAACCUAUUGCCACCCAGGAACCCAGCCCAGCAAAGAUGGCUGCAACUGAUCCAAGUUUCCCAUCCUCGGUGAACGCUGCAGAGUCCGGCUGCGGUCGGUGGCAGGAAGACCAGCAGCAGGGCAGGGGACCGGGUGAAACCCCCAUAUGGACUGUCCCAGACACAGAUCCCCCAGGCCCGGAGAAGACCCCUGCAGGCAACGCAUCUAGUUACCUGUGCCCGGUCUCUUCUGGCAGUUUCAGGAGCCCAGUCAGCUCCUUGGACUUGUUGACCAGUGGAAACACCGACCCCGGCAGUAACAAGCAGCUGGCUGAGUCAAACACCAACCAAACAUCAGCAAACAACAAGAACCAGAGCCAGGACAAAAGCCCUGGAAGCCUAACAGAGAGGCUGCUGGGAAUAGAGGCCACCAGGAAAGAACAGGAAGAAGGGGAGACAUCUGUUUCCAGGACGGGCAGGAGUGAAGCUCGCACCAACAAGCGGGAGAAGCUGCAGUCAUGUGGAGACAUAGCCCAGCUCACUGCACCCCCACCACAGAGGAGAUCCAAGUCUCUGGACCGCAGGACGUCCGACAACGUCAUGACGCCAGAUUUAUUGAACUUCAAAAAAGGCUGGAUGGUUAAAUUGGAUGAAAAUGAACAGUGGAAGAAAUACUGGUUUGUUCUGUCGGCUGACAGUCUGAGGUACUACAAGGACUCAAUAGCUGAGGAGGCUUCAGAUCUUGAAGGAGAAAUCGACCUCACAAAGUGUUAUAAUGUGUCUGAGUAUCAGGUGCAGAGGAACUACGGUUUUCAGAUCCAUACCCCAAAGGGUGUCUACACGCUAUCUGCCAUGACUUCAGGGAUACGCAAGAACUGGAUCCAGGCUCUGAUGAAAAAUGUACGUCCAGCCAACGCCCCAGAUGUAGCCAGUUUACCUGGCCACCACGUUCCAUGCAGUCCUCCUGAAGCCCUCCCCAAACCAGAUGUGACUCAGGACUCUCCCCUCGCUGACGUCUCCUCUGAGCGAGACCCUCAUGCCAAACACAGGAGUGUGAUGGAGAGACGGCGGGAGGGACGCUACAAAACCUUCGACUGGGCCGAGUUCAGGCCUCAGAACAAACCCGAUCCUCAAACGACCAAACCUCCGUGCUCACUGGAGUUGGGGGAUCUGGAGAGGAGGAAGAGGAGGGAGGAGAGGAGGAAGAGGUAUGAGAGCAUGCUGGGCUUCCCUCUGGGUUGGGAGGCGACUGAAGAUAAAACAGCAGAUGGCGGUAUCCGAGCACUGAGUCCAAAAUCACAGCAGAAAGCGGAGGAAGAGAUGGAAGAUUGCUGGAGGCAGGUGGAGAAGACGGUGUUCAGACUAGAGAGAAGUGUCCCGCUGUUUACUGAAGCCAGAGACUCUGUGGAGAUGGAGAAGCUGCUGGACAGCUACAGGAAGAAGGUGGAGGAUCUGAAGGUCCAGCUGGCAGACUCGGAGCAUCACAGACUGGAGCUGGAGGCUCAGCUGGCUGCAGCAGAAUGUUAUCAGCAGCAGCUGGCCCCUCCUCUAAGUCCUGAAGCAGACUUUUGCCCGUCAAACACAAAUGAAAAGCCAUUAAACAGCCACACAGAGACCCUGAAGCAUGUGUGCAAAGAAACCAGAGAGCUCUUACAACAACAGAACAUCAUCAGCAUGCAGGAGCAGCCUUCAUUACCACCUCAGACUCCCAGCAUCUGGCUGCAUGACACGGAGGGAAAUUUACAAGAACUAGUGGAUUUGCUUCCUGAGGAAGAAGAGACACCUUUAUCAUUAUCACCUGCAUCAGACAGCCAGCACUUAUUUUCUCAGAGUGACGGACAAACUGUAGAUUUGGACGUUGCAACAAUCAACCACCAGAAUCAGCUGGACAGAGAUGAUUGUGAGCAGAUCCCCAGCACAGACACACAAAUAAAUACUAGUGAAUAUGGUUCUUUAACCCUGGAGACGCCUGCAGAGGCAGAUGACGACUCACUGAACUGCUGUGUGGAGCAACACAUUCCUCCAGACCAGGCGAUGGUGAGGAGGCUUUCCAAAGAGGUGGAGCUGCUCACCAGCCAGAACGAGGCUCUCAACCAGCGCAACCAGGAGAUGCUGAACCAACUGACGGAGGCUGACCGCGAGAUAGAGAGGCUAAAAGUGGAGCUCAGCAGCAGGUACACAGAACCCCAUCACCUCCCUGAAGUGGAACAGCUGGAACAAACAAGGCUAGAAGAUCUGGAGAAGGAGCUGAGUGCCAAAGACCAGCAGCUCCUGGAGGCCCAGACCUUGAUCACCUCCCUGGAGGAGAAUCUGAGGGAGGUGGAGGCGCUGCUGCAGGUGAGCACCCCGACAAAAACAGAAGAAACAGAACAGGAGAAUAAGGGGUACCUGCUCCGCUGUUUUGAAGCCACCGAGGCCAAGCUGACGGAGUUGGAGAGGCGGCUAAACCAAUCAGAGCUGACCUGCAGGGAGCUCCAGAUGCAGAACGCAGAGCUGAAGGAAGCAGAGAAACUUCACCUUCAAAGAGCUGCAGAGGCGGAGGCUGAUAUCAAGAGGCUGAAUCAAGAGUUGGAGGAGAAGGAGAGGUUGAAAGAUGGAGAUAGCAACAGAUGUGUUUCUGGUGAAGAAAGGAUCCGGCAAGUGAUAGACGGGAUGGUCAUGAGGUUGAAAGCUUUGGAGAAACUACUGGAGGUGAUUGACACGUUGGAUUUUGGUUUGAGGAAGGAGGAAGAGAGGAAGCCUACAGUGGCAAGUCAGUUGAGGUGGGAGGAAGAGUUUUGGAGUUUACUGCUCAACAAACUGAACGCCUCCCAGUUUAAUGAGGAGAAACCUGAAGAAGUGCUUCUCGGUGAGGUGACAGAACGUAUAAUAGCAGAGAAACAAAUGCUUCUCUUAGGGCAUGGUCUACUUUCUGAGACAGAUGAAGGAAAGGGAGGUUUGAAAGAUCUGGAUAUUAUUUGGAAUACUGCAAGUAAGACAGAAAUGAAAAAGAUGGAUGAGAGCAGGAUAUUUGAUUUUAACAGCCAGCCAUGCGAGAUGGGACAUUUUAAAAUCUUCACACAGAUGAAAAUUUCUUUUCUGAGCCACCUCGCCUCCUCUGACACUUCAGUGCACGACAAACUCAAGUUGACAGCUGACAGGCUCUCUGAUCAGGAUCCCAGGUCUGGUUUCAUUCAGUCUGCGGCAACUGAAGCAUUUUAUUGCUGUCAUCUAAGCCGCCUUCAGUCAGAAUACAAGAGGCAACUUGAAGAAAGCAAACAAAAACUGCUCAGUUCGUCUCUCUCCUGCAGAAACUGUGCCAACUUGAUGGAAGAAAACAGGGAACUGAGAGCAAGAUUAUCAAACCUAGAAGCACAACAGUCAACAUCACUGUGCGAUAAGAUGGACAGGUGUUGUCAGACAGAGGACACUUACACACAGGACACAGAUUUUGAGUUACCGGUUGCAGAUGAAAGUAUUGCAGAUGGGGAAGGAGAAGACGAGAUGGGUGAGUGCCUGGAAAUCCCACCUCCAUGUGAUGAAAGCCAGUGUGAAAUCCAUGAUAUAGCAGAUGAAAACACAGAGAAAAGUGGUGCACACGGCAAGGAAACAGAUGUUUUGGGCUUGGAGAUGGAGCAAGUUUUAGUGCUGAGAAGAAGAGUGGAGGAGCUGGAGGAGCAGUUGGCUGUCAUGGCAGAGGAGAUGAAAGAAGAGUUUGAUGGGAAAAUGAGUUCUGUACAGACGCAACAUGAGAUGGAGAUGGAAAAGCUGAAGGCCACAUGUGGACGCGGCUUCGCCUCCAUGGAAGAGUCUCACCUGAAAGUCGUGGAGGAGCUGCAGCGUCGACACCAACAGGAAGUGGAGCGCCUCCUGGUGGACAGAGACCGACUGCUGGAGGAGGAAAGUGCUGCAACGGCAACUGCAAUCGAAGCCAUCAAGAACGCUCACCGGCUGGAGCUGGAGAGGGAGGUGCAGAGGAGAUGUCAGUCAGAGAACAGGACAGGAAACACACAUCUGGAAGAUGUAUACAGACAGCACAGUGAGGAGCUGGCCUCGUACCAGCGGGAGCUCGAGGUUUUGUCGCAGCAGUUCUCUCUGAAGUGCCUGGAGAACGGACACCUUGUUCAAGCUCUGGAUGCAGAGAGGAAAGCCUUGUGUCAGUGCCAGCAGGAAAACCAAGACCUGAGGACCAGAAACCAGGAGUUGAGCGGUCACCUCGCUGCAGAGAUCACCAGACUGUGCUCUUUGGCGAAGCAGGACGCUCUGCCGCUCAGUCAGGGAAUGGAUGUGUAUGAAAUGGAGAUUACCCUGCGAGUGAAGGAGUCUGAGGUCCAGUGUCUGAAGCAGGAGAUCACGUCUCUGAGGGACGACCUGCAGUCAGCACAGAGGGACAAGAGAAACGCCACAAAGAAGUAUAAAGACAUGUACACGGAGCUGAGCAUCACAAGGGCCAAAACAGAGAGAGAGACAGAUGAGCUGAGAGAAAACCUGAGGCUGGCUCAUCAGGCUCUGGACCAGGCCUCACCCUGAAACUAUUUUUUAAAAGCAACAUAUCAUUUUUCUUCACUGGAACGCAUAAUAGUCUCCCUCUAGUAUUACCAACAAAAAAAAUCAAGCAAAAAAUAAACAGUUUCAUCUAAUUUAAUAAAUCCAGGAACUUUUCUCCUCACACUUCCUUUUAUAUUUUGAGAUAAAGACGUUUAUAUAUUGUCUGUGUCAUGUGUCUUAUGUCUGGAUCCAUUAUUAACCUUUUUGCCACUGACUUUGUCCUUUUACAGUGAUUUCUACUGCAAUGGUCCUGUAAACCUGCACAUUAUUUUUAAUGUUUUCCCACAUAUCAUCAUAAAAAAUCAAAGUGGUUACUUUUGUGUGUUGUAUAUAUGUUUUUUGUACAGGUAUUUUUGUUACUGUGAUGCUUUAAUCUAACUUGUGCAAUUACAUGUUUUGUCAUACAUGUAUGUUUUCAUCCUCUGCUGUAAGUCAUCAAACUUUUCAAGCAAUUUCUUUAAUCAAAUUUUAAAUUAAACACAUUUUUAAACAUGCCUGGCAGGUAACACAAACUGUAAUUUAUAUGUGUACACUGCAGUAUAAAUAUAAAUGUUUUUUUUAAUUAUAAUUAUUAAUUAAAUCAAAUUGGCAGAUUACA